This is a messenger RNA of Mesocricetus auratus (golden hamster), 3455 nucleotides long. It is a transcript of the gene Hdhd2, whose product is annotated as haloacid dehalogenase like hydrolase domain containing 2. Gene Ontology annotation, molecular function: phosphatase activity. NCBI's taxonomy places the organism in Eukaryota, Metazoa, Chordata, Mammalia, Rodentia, Cricetidae. The record is from RefSeq and is a predicted model, not a curated record. Gene Ontology annotation, biological process: dephosphorylation. Bases 1358 to 2218 code for a protein of 286 amino acids. The transcript is spliced from 8 exons.
GCUGGGGAAACGCCAGCGUCACCUUAGAGAGCAGCGCGGGCCGGGUCUCCCACGUCCCGGUGGAGCCCGCCCCUCUGCGCAUGCGCAGAACUGCCCUCCCAGGGCCUUCCCUGGCGUUGUCUGGGCUCAGUUUCCCUAGGCGGAUUAUUGUGUGGUUGUCAUUUUUACUGUACUGCGCUGUGCAGUGCGGACGCCAGCGUCCCCGGACCCUGGAACCCGAGUUAGGACAGAAUGCAGGGGCCGAGGGCCUUCACCUCCAGGAGGUGAAAGCCAUUGCAGUUAAGUUUGCAAAAACGAGGCCCUUGAUCUUAGGUCUUGCCAGCUCAGAGAGAAAUGCCUGAGUUCAUUUGAUUUAAGAGUCUCUUUUGAGCGUUCUCAGAAGAAAAGGCAACGGCCCUUCCACGUACAGAGCUCUACAGUUUAGUGGGAGAUGCAGGCGGGGUUGGGCAAGGCCGGCAAGCUUUAUACUAUGGACACACAGAGCCCCGGAGAGGAGUUAUCAGAGAAAAUGAUACCUGAGACUGGGCGCUACAGGAGGUGGCCAGAGGGAAGGAGCCCAGUGAAGGAUAGGGGCAAUUCUAGACAGCCACCGAUGAGGGAAGCAGAAGUCUUGGACUGAGCAAGCUGCCAAGAACGUAGGUGUGGGAGUACUACUCUUCCUCGUAUGGACUUCGGCUUGAGAGUAUGGGGUUCCUGCAGAAGGAAGACCCAAUAGGAGAAUGGCUAGAUAAAUAAUAGUAUCAUUUAUUGAUGUGACAGUGGCUUCCCAAAAUGUUGGUAACCGUAAGAAAAGGGAAGCGUUUUAAUCCCGAGCGUCCAGGUGGCAUUAUUGAAAAAACUCGAUAAGAAUGAUUUUUUUUUUGAAAUCUCAUGUUUUACCUUAUUUAUACAGGCUCUUAAAAUUAUACGCAACAAAUACCCUUGCUUUGGUAGUGUUCUCAAAUCCCCAGUGCUUGCAUCGUAUUUGUCUUGGCAAUUUUUUUAUAGCCCUUAUCACAUCCCUUCUCAGUCUGAUACAGAAUCCCAUCUUCUCAAGUGUGUAGCACUAUUCAUGGUGUUCAGUACACUCAGCAGUGAAGAAACAGGCUAAGCAGAUACAAUGUCCCCAGUUCAUGUAGGCAGGGCUCAUACCCAGACAUGUUCCAGGUCGUGAUUUGGGACGGGACUAAGACGAUCGGAGAGGAGGUUUGAGAUUUUCUUAAAAUAGUGAAGAGGUGAUAUUAAAACUAAGGCAGUUUUGAAGAUAAAGAGAAGUCAUACUGAAAACCAAAGGGGGUAGGACUGACUGGAUUGAACAUUUGGGCUGCUGGUACUGCCUGUGGUUUACAGAGAAACGAGUGUCUUCAGGGAAUGAAGGAUGGCAGCGCGCCGUGCGUUAAAAGCUGUUUUGGUAGAUCUCAAUGGCACACUUCACAUUGAAGAUGCAGCUGUGCCAGGCGCACAGGAAGCUCUUAAAAGGUUACGGGCUGCUUCUGUGAUGGUUAGGUUUGUGACCAACACAACCAAAGAGAGCAAGCAAGACCUACUGGAAAGGUUGAAGAAGCUGGAAUUUGACAUCUCCGAAGAUGAAAUCUUCACCUCUCUGACGGCAGCCCGAAACUUAGUGGAGCAGAAACAAGUCAGGCCCAUGCUGUUGGUUGAUGACCGUGCACUGCCUGAUUUCACAGGAGUACAAACAGAUGACCCCAACGCUGUGGUCAUUGGCCUGGCACCAGAACAUUUUCAUUACCAGCUUCUGAAUCAGGCAUUUCGCAUUAUAGAAAGGUCUGUUUAUCUUAUGAGCAUAACUAGAAGCAGUUAUGUAAUGGACAAAUUGGAAGGAAGACUACAUAGGUUACUCCUGGAUGGAGCCCCUCUGAUAGCUAUCCACAAGGCCAGGUAUUACAAGAAAAAAGAUGGCUUAGCCCUGGGACCAGGACCGUUUGUGACCGCCUUAGAGUAUGCCACAGACACGAAAGCCAUAGUCGUGGGAAAACCAGAGAAGACUUUCUUUCUGGAAGCAUUGAGGGACACUGGCUAUGCGCCAGAGGAGGCCGUCAUGAUAGGAGAUGACUGCAGGGAUGAUGUUGGUGGGGCUCAGAACACUGGCAUGCUGGGCAUCUUAGUCAAAACUGGGAAAUACCGAACCGCCGAUGAAGAAAAAAUUAAUCCACCUCCCUACUUAACUUGCGAGAGCUUCCCUCACGCUGUGGACCACAUUCUGCAACAUCUCCUGUGAACCAACAUGUGAUGUGAGGCAGCUUGAUCCAUAGCUUCCAUUGUCUAGACUGGAUGGAUGGAGCCCUCUCUAAUGCAGUGGCAUCAGCAGACAGCGCCAUCCAGUGCCAAUCCUGUUGAACCUUCUUUCAUUGUGCAUUAAUUAGAAAGCUGGGUACUGAAUUGCAGCCAGCCCUGAGCUGGCUAAUCUCUUUUGUUUAGUUUUGUAAAACAAGAUGAGACCUGAAGAAAGGGAGAGCCGAGAUUCUGUGCCAUUCCUGUUAAAAUAUUCAUCAGGUUCACUGGGCUGGGAGAAGCUCCCACGGGAGUGGAGUAGCCGUGGUUCCCACUUGUCUGCUGGAAAUGAGAGGACAGCCGACUCAUGCAGGGAUGCACUGAAGGUGCAUUAGGCUGUCAUGGAGAUGCAGAGUUCAACUGUGAAACCCAGCACAAGAGCCAAGUAGACCGCAAGACAAAAGCAGCAUGGCAAGUCCUUCUGUUGAGAUCCAAUGAAGCUGCUGUAACAGAUGUGGAGAGCCAAACCUUCCACUGUAUUCCCAGCACAGAUGACUUCUUUUUCUCUUCAUUAGCCAGAGAUGACUAAUUUAAAUUUAGAACCCGAAUUUAAUUUAAAAUAAUAUUUCCAUUAAUAACCUAUUCAUUGCAGAUACCUAUUAUACUGUGUAACAGUUGUUUUGGAAAUUUUAUGUAAAAUUAAAACUAUCAGUAUUUUACAGAUGUUUUAAUUAGACAUUGUUAUUAACAGGAACAGUGCAGAAACUAAAAUCAAGCCUUUAAUGUCUUAUAGACCGUGCAUUUUUGAAGUUAGUGUCCACUGGGGACCUAUUAACUGUACAUUUGCAAGAUUUCAUUAUUUUUGCCUCUGACACUAUGGGAGAAAUCUUUUCAGAACUAUUGGGACAGAUUCAAGCUUUUAUGUACUUCUUACUACAGUUGUAAAAUGAGAUCUCGUCUCAGUGCCUGGAUUAUUCUUCUCAUGUUAAACCCACCCAAAUGAAGGAGACUAAGUGGGUAAUGAUUUUCCUGGUGCAUUUGCAUGCUGUGCUAAUCCGAGGCCGUGGCAAUUGCUUUACAGGGCUCUUGGGCAUUGAAUUAUUAGAAUGUAAUUGUGCAUCAUUGCAGUGCUCACCUUAUUGAGGCACACACUAAUGUUAAUGAGCUUCAGGCUUUGAUGCUUGUUUAGAGAUCAGCUCUGUCUUGGAGGAGAGAGAACAAAGCUAAAUAAAUGUCCUUCAGUA